AUGGAUCCCAAUGUCAAGCUUCUUCCGGGUCAGGGGGAGUUGUUGAAAGACCCGGGAAGAUAUCGACGUCUAGUGGGUAGACUCAAUUAUCUUACCGUCACCAGACCGGAUAUUACUUUUGCAGUGAGUAUUGUGAGUCAAUUCCUUAAUGCUCCUUGUGAUACUCAUUGGAAUGCCGUUAUUCGGAUUCUCAGAUAUAUAAAGAAUGCACCAGGAAAAGGCCUAUUAUAUGAAGAUAAGGGUGAUGCUAAAAUCACUUGUUACUCAGAUGCAGAUUGGGCAGGAUCACCGUCGGAUAGGAGAUCCACUUCUGGAUAUUGUGUUCUUAUUGGAGGAAAUAUGAUCUCAUGGAGAAGCAAGAAACAAAACACAGUUGCAUUAUCUAGUGUUGAAGCUGAAUAUCGGGCUAUGGCAGCAGCCUCAAAAUAA
Messenger RNA from Lathyrus oleraceus (garden pea), 429 nucleotides. RefSeq names its product secreted RxLR effector protein 161-like. NCBI's taxonomy places the organism in Eukaryota, Viridiplantae, Streptophyta, Magnoliopsida, Fabales, Fabaceae. The transcript has a single exon. The coding region runs from base 1 to 429 and encodes 142 amino acids. The record is from RefSeq and is a predicted model, not a curated record.